Messenger RNA from Cucurbita maxima (winter squash), 1140 nucleotides. RefSeq lists its product as uncharacterized. The record is from RefSeq and is a predicted model, not a curated record. The coding region runs from base 71 to 799 and encodes 242 amino acids. NCBI's taxonomy places the organism in Eukaryota, Viridiplantae, Streptophyta, Magnoliopsida, Cucurbitales, Cucurbitaceae. The transcript has 6 exons.
CAUCCUCUUAUCCAUCUCUCACGGAAAGCCUCAAACAUCGGUUUCCAUUGCAAAUUUCUCGAACGCUUCAAUGGCGUUGAGUUCUUGCUCGCCGACUUCCAUUUCACUCCACUCUAGAAGCCCUAGAGCUUCUUUUUCCAUCACUCGUAGACCAUUCGUUAUACUUGCCUCCUCUGCGGAUGAUUCUCCCAGGCCUUCGCUUCGAAUCUCCGCGAAUUCCAAUCCGAAAGCGCGAUUCGUCGCCCGGAGGAGCGAGUCCAUCACUGUUCGGCAGUUGGCGCGGCCUCUAAAUGAGUAUAUGAGUUUGCCGGCUAGUCAGUACUCGGUGUUGGAUGCGGAGAGGAUUGAGCGGAUUGAUGAUUGCACCUUUAGGUGCUAUGUUUAUAGAUUUAAGUUCUUUGCUUUUGAGGUUUGCCCUGUUUUAAUUGUUAGAGUUGAAGUGCAGCCCAAUGGAUGUUGCAUCAAGCUUCUGUCGUGUAAGCUUGAGGGCUCGCCAAUCGUGGUUGCACAGAAUGAUAAAUUUGAUGCUAAUAUGGUGAACCAGAUAUCUUAUGAUGUCAAUCGAGGCAGCUCACCCUUGCAGAAACUCACAUCGGACACUGUCAUUGAGGUUAACAUCGAGAUUCCUUUCGCCUUUCGUGCAAUUCCUGUACAAGCAAUUGAAUCAGCUGGGACCCAAGUCCUGGAACAAAUACUGAAGCUUAUGCUUCCCCGCUUCACAGCCCAGCUUGUGAAGGACUAUCAAGCAUGGGCCUCAGGUGAUACAUCAAGGCAACCCCUUGGAACAGGUGAGAUCUGAGAUUCAUAUUCAAAAUUUAUGCCCCGACUUCCGACUCGUGAAGUUCUAUUUCCUUCGACAUUCGCAUUCGACUCUUGAAUCCGCAGGAGUUUGUGUACUAGGAGUCUAGGAACACUAUUUUAGGCUGUUUAUGCUCUUGUUUGCCAAGCCAAGACACAUUGUUCAGGAUAUGGCUUUAGUAAAAUUUUGGUUCUUAGCAAGUUGAAUGAGUACAUGUAAAUUAUUUCUUCAUGGUAUUUAGUGAAAAUAUAGUCAUGUAUGUUAUUGGAGCUAUAUUUUGAAGUCAUUAAGAAUAAUUUGGAUUUAUUGCUCUGAUGAUAAUGUUAAUUAUUUGUAUGCCA